AUGCAUCUGGCGCAGGUGCUGUCCGGGCAUGGCUGCUUUGGAGCGUACCUGCACCGAAUUGGGAGGGAGGAGACCCCAAAGUGCCACCAUUGUGAAGCCGAGGUGGAUACGGCAGAGCACACACUGGAGGUGUGCCCAUCGUGGGCUGAACCCCGCCGCACCCUGGUGGCAGUGGUCGGGGAUGACCUCUCGCUCCCCAGUGUGAUUGGUGCCAUGCUGGGAAGUGAGGAGGCAUGGGACGCGGUAGCCUCCUUCUGUGAGGACGUCAUGUCACAGAAGGAGGCGGCAGAGCGCUUGCGGGAGAACGACCCUCUCGCAGCACCGCUCCGCAGACGAAGAAGGGGUGGAAGACGGCGAACACAACGUCCGUCCCCAUCCGCCCCGGGGGGUGAUCAGCGGGCGACAGGCGCGAGGGUGCCACCGCCUGUAUUACAAGGAUCGCCCCUUGUGCUCCGGCUAUCAUAG
Messenger RNA from Helicoverpa armigera (cotton bollworm), 465 nucleotides. RefSeq lists its product as uncharacterized. The record is from RefSeq and is a predicted model, not a curated record. Bases 1 to 465 code for a protein of 154 amino acids. NCBI's taxonomy places the organism in Eukaryota, Metazoa, Arthropoda, Insecta, Lepidoptera, Noctuidae. The transcript has a single exon.